AUGAGCUUCUCAAUCACUGAAGAAAAGAACAUUGCAAGCGACACGAUGCCCAAUAGCUCCACACACUAUGGCAGAGAUGGAGACCUGCUGUUACGGGUGACCGAGGAGCGGACCGAGGAGCGGGCCGAGGAGCGGGCCGAGGAGCGGGCCGAGGAGCGGGCCGAGGAGCGGGCCGAGGAGCGGGCCGAGGAGCGGGCCGAGGAGCGGGCCGAGGAGCGGGCCGAGGAGCGGGCCGAGGAGCGGGCCGAGGAGCGGGCCGAGGAGCGGGCCGAGGAGCGGGCAGGACAGCGACGGAUUUAA
Messenger RNA from Knipowitschia caucasica, 300 nucleotides. The record is from the annotation of a GenBank genome assembly. NCBI's taxonomy places the organism in Eukaryota, Metazoa, Chordata, Actinopteri, Gobiiformes, Gobiidae.